Astrephomene gubernaculifera is the source of this 1365-nucleotide messenger RNA. Lineage: Eukaryota; Viridiplantae; Chlorophyta; Chlorophyceae; Chlamydomonadales; Astrephomenaceae. The record is from the annotation of a GenBank genome assembly.
CACUGGCAGAGUAUACCUAUGCGGAUCUCUAUAUGUUAUAUCCUUGUGUCGUGACCCGCCGCUCUUUUGUUUUGCUUGAGUGUGCAACAGCCUGCUCCUCACUUCGCACCGCAUUUCGUGCAGAGUCCGCAGGCGCGCCUGCGGAGGCCGCCGCGCAGGCUAGCAGUGCGGAGGCUGCGGAGGUGGCGGAGCUGCCGCCGCUGGGCGCGGCCGACCAGCGCUGGCGGGCGGAGCCGGUGCGGCUGGCGGAGUGGCGGGGCUGGUUCUCGCAGCAGCUGUCGUUCAGUGCAAAGGCGAAACCGGAGAACGGGUUAUUUGUUGGCUUGCGGCUGGACGGGCGGGUGCGGUCCAGUGGCAGCGGGGCGCCGCCCUGGGGCCGUUACGCGCUGGAGCUGGCACCCCUGGAGGGAGAGGGUGAGUGGGGUGACUAGCAGGAGGCUGGGGAUGCGGAAUACCGGUAGUUCGGGACGUGGAGGAUGAGGAUCGGAGCUCUCCUUAGGCAAGGUACUGGGUACUGCAUGUGGGAGGGGUGUGUCUAGGAGAUUGUUGGCAGGCGGCUGACAGCCGGUGGCUCGGCGGGCAAACAGAGGCAGCAGAGGCAGCAGAACUCUGUGUUGCACGAGUGGGGCCCUGGCCCAUGGUAUUACCGAGUCCUGGCAAUUGCACGUGCUGCACUCGGCACCGUCGGCACCCAUGCGAGCCAACCAUGACAACUCACCUCCUUGCCCCUGCCUGCAACCCGCACAUUCGCCUGCACCCAUAGGUAAAUGGGUGGGCUUCUUCGAUGGUUUUGAUGGUCGCGUAUGAAUUUGUAACAGUCCGCCGGCUGGAUCUAGGCCCUGCACAGCACCUCUUUCCUAUCCAACAGCUGCGUUGGCUUCGCGCCUCACUCUUAGCUCCUCACAGCUUGUGAGGCACUAGUGACCCAUGGGUCGCACGGCGGCUUAAACGCUGAGCGGUUGCUUCCCACGGGUACCUUGGCGGCUCAUGACUGGACUCCGGCAGCACCACGGCGCUAGCUAAGGCUGCUAGCGGUACUGCUGCAAGAGCCAAGCCACGCCUGUGGUGUAGCGCAAUCCUUAGCUGCGGGGCUUAGGGGAACACCUAGAGUUCAUUUGCACUUUCUGGGUAGAGUGGGUUGGCGGUGCCUUGUACGGUGCCUGCCAGCAAAGGUACGGUAUCCCACAGUGUUCCUACCGUACGGUGUGCGAACUGAUGCGGCUCCAGGUGCGACUUGAGUAUCCGGAGACCCAGAGGAUCUGGAAUGCCAUGUACGGAUAGCCACGUUGGUGUUACGGCUGCGUGACUGAGGCUGUUCUGCACAUCAGGACAUGAGCUCUUGGCACAAUAAGUGCUGAUGCAUUG